GCUCCUGCGGCGGUGGCCGGCUGUUGGGUGUGGAGUUUCCCUGCGCACCUCGGGUCCGACCCUUUGAGUGUUCUGCUCCCGCGCCAGCCUACCUCGCUCCUCGGCACCAUGACCACGACGACCACCUUCAAGGGAGUCGACCCUAACAGCAGGAAUAGCUCCCGGGUUUUGCGGCCUCCAGGUGGUGGAUCCAAUUUUUCAUUAGGUUUUGAUGAACCAACAGAACAACCUGUGAGGAAGAACAAAAUGGCCUCUAAUAUCUUUGGGACACCUGAAGAAAAUCAAGCUUCUUGGGCCAAGUCGGCAGGUGCCAAGUCUAGUGGUGGCAGGGAAGACUUGGAGUCAUCUGGACUGCAGAGAAGGAACUCCUCUGAAGCAAGCCCCGGAGACUUCUUAGAUCUGAAGAAAAUGUGGACACAGACUUGCCAGGCAGCCUGGGGCAGAGUGAAGAGAUGCCGGUGCCUGCUGCGCCUGUGCCUAGCCCAGUGGCCCCCGCCCCAGUGCCAUCCAGAAGAAAUCCCCCUGGCGGCAAGUCCAGCCUCGUGUUGGGUUAGCUCUGACUGUCCUGAACGCUGUGGUUUUGUGUUUUCUCCAUGCUUGUGA
Rhinopithecus roxellana (golden snub-nosed monkey) is the source of this 603-nucleotide messenger RNA. RefSeq names its product jupiter microtubule associated homolog 1-like. Gene Ontology annotation, cellular component: nucleus. Bases 109 to 603 code for a protein of 164 amino acids. The record is from RefSeq and is a predicted model, not a curated record. The transcript is spliced from 2 exons. NCBI's taxonomy places the organism in Eukaryota, Metazoa, Chordata, Mammalia, Primates, Cercopithecidae.